Neopelma chrysocephalum (saffron-crested tyrant-manakin) is the source of this 2713-nucleotide messenger RNA. RefSeq lists its product as uncharacterized. The record is from RefSeq and is a predicted model, not a curated record. The transcript is spliced from 4 exons. The coding region runs from base 152 to 2470 and encodes 772 amino acids. Lineage: Eukaryota; Metazoa; Chordata; Aves; Passeriformes; Pipridae.
CUUUGUGACAUGGGGGCCACGUCGUGCCCAGAGGCCACUGUGACACCAGGGGUGGGGGGCACUGAAGGGGCGCAGAGCCCUGGGGUGUCCCCUCUGCAGAGAGCACCUCGCUCAGGAGGCAGCAGCUCCCUGGGAGCCUCUGAGGGAGAGGAUGAUGGAGAUGUUCAAGGAGAGGCCGAACCCCAACUCCCAACCUGACAAUAUCCUGUCCCAGUGGGAAGCUGAGGAAAUCCAAGAGCUGUCCCAAUGGGAAGAUGUGGAAUAUGAGGACCUGUCCUCAUGGGGAUUUGAGAGGUACCUAGAAGCAUUGCAAUGGGGAGAGGAAAAAGUCCAUGAGCUGUUCCAAUGGGAAUUUGAAAGGUACCAAGAACUGUCACAAUGGGGAGAUGAAAGAGUCCAAGAGCUGCCCCAAUGCAACAACCAAAGAAUCCAAGAGCUGUCCCAGUCGGAAGGUGAGACAGUCCAAGAACUGUCCCCAGGGGUAGAUGUGAAAGUCCAAGAGCUGUCCCAAUGGGAAGGCAAGAGAGACAAAGAGCUGUCCCAAGCAGAAGAUGACAGCGACAAAGUUCUUUGCCAGUGGGAAGACUCCAUGGAGCAAGAGCUGUCCGAAGGGGAAGUGAGAGUAGACCCAGAGUUGUCUGAAGGGGAAGUCAAAGUCAGAGGAGACCCAGUGUUGUCCCAAGAGGGAGACAACAUUUACCAAGAGCUGUUGUGGGAGAACUGGGAACACAUCCCAAAUCACACCAUCUGGGUCAACCUCAAGUACCCAGAGCUCCUGCAGAACCUUCACUGUGCUCCCCAGGGGUCAGCACAGGCAGCAGCUUCUCCUGCCUCAUGGGAGCGGGUGAAGGCAGCAGGGGCAGAGAGCCCGGGCCCUGCCCCACACAGCCCCUGCUGCCCCCCCAGCCCCUCACCUUGCUGUCAGGAGGGGGCAGUGGGGGGGGCAGAGCUGCCAGGGCCACAGACUGAGCAGUGGUCCUUUGCCAAGGAGGAGGAGGAAGAGCGGAAAUACUCCUUGGACCAAGAGCUGUCCCAGUGGGGACAUGGGAGUCUCCAAAAGCUGUACCCAUGGGAAUAUGAGAGACACCAGGAGCCUUCCCAAUGGAGACAUGUGAGAUACCAAAAUUUGCCACACUGGGAAGGUGAGAAUUAUGAAAAGCUGUACCGAUGGGAAUAUGAGAGAUGCCAGGAGCCUUCCCUGUUGGGAGGUGUGAGAUACCAAGAUUUGUCACAAGGGAAGGAUAAGAGUAUCCAAAAGUUGUACCAGUGGGAAUAUGAGACACAGCAGGAGCCUUCCCAAUGGGGAAGUGAGAGUCCCCAAUGGGGCAAUGAGAGUCUCCAAAGGCUGUACCAAAGGAAAGGUGAGACAGUCCAACAACUGUACCAAUGGGAAGAUGAGAAAUACCAAGAAUUGUCCCCAUGGGAAGAUGAGAAAUACCAAGCAUUGUCCCAAAAGGAAUUUGAGAUAUACCAAGAACUGUCCCAGUGGGAAGAAAAAAGAAGACAAGAGCUGUCCCAGUGGGAAGGCAAGAGAGACAAAGAGCUGUCCCAAGAAGAGUUUAACAGUGACAAAGUGCUUUGCCAAUGGGAAGACUCCAGGGAGCAAGAGCUGUUCGAAGGGGAAUUCAGAGUGGACCCGGAGUUGUUCCAUAAGGGAGAUGACAGUGACAAAGAACUGUCACAGGAGAAGUGGGAACACAUCCCAAACCACACCAUCUGGAUCAACCCCUUGUAUCCAGAGCUCCUGCAGAACCCUUACCCUGCUCCCCAGGGGUCAGCACAGGCAGCAGCUUCUCCUGCCUCCUGGGAGCAGGUGAAGGCAGCAGGGGCAGAGAGCCCGGGCCCUGCCCCACACAGUCCCUGUUGUCCCGUCAGCCCUUUGCCUCACUGGUUGGAGGCCCUCAGAGGGGAGUGGACAAGGACACCAUGGAGGGCUGCACUGCCCAUGCCACAGACUGAGCAGUGGGCCUUGGCUGAGGAGGAGAAUGAGUGGAAAUACUCCUUGGUCCAAGAUCUGUCCCAGUGGAAAGAGGAAGAGCUAUGCCAAGCAGAUCCAGAAGAUGACAGUGAUAAAGUUCUUUGCCGAUGGGAAGACUCCACUGACCAGGAGCUGUCCUGGUGCGAAGUCAGAGGAGACCCAGAGCUGUCCCAGGGGGAAGUCAGCGAAGACAUAGAGUUGUCCGAAGAGGGAGAUGACAGAGACCAAGAGCUGUCGCAGGAGAACUAUGAAUGCAUCACCAUCUGCACCAUCUGGGUCAACCCCAAGUACCCACAGCUCCUGCAGAACUCUCACCCUGCUCCCAAGGGGUCAGCACAGGCAGCAGCUUCUCCUGGCUCUGGAGAGCGGGUGCCAGAGGCAGGGACAGAGAACCAGGUCCCCAGGAAACGUCCCUCCCGCUCCAGGCGGGUGCUCCAGGCUCUGCGCCGGCUGUUCCGGAUCCCCUGCAUGGCGGGACGGCCGGAGGAUUAGUGCUCACUGCCAGCACCAGGCCGGGCCCUGGAGAUGGGAGCUGACCUGGAGCCUGCACAGCUCCCUGAGGGAGCAGCAUGGGCUGGCCUGGAUGGUCAGGUGUCAGGACAUUUGGCAGAACUCCCAAGAUAAGGAACAAACUCAUAAAGGCAGCUCAGCAAGUGUGCUGAAAUCAGCUCUGACUGGGUAAAGGUGCUUCCAGCACAGGCAGGUUGAACAUUAAUAAAAGAUGCUGGUUUUCCA